GCGGCCCAAGGUGUCUACAAAAGAGGUAACAGGGUCGGGAGGUCCCGUUACUGUAUGAACCCCCGUACUCGAACUCCCCAAAACAUCUUUGCCUAACUCUCUUCUUGUAUUUUCCUACACUUCACAUGUUUUUGUCCUUAAUUUUACAUAUUUAAAUACCUCCUCAUCCUCCAUUCUUUCCCACCACCUUCUCCACAUUCCCAACCAAUCUCCCUACACUUGUACGUACAAUAUCGGUUAAAUGGCGGUGAGGAAAUCGAACAAACAGACUCAGAGCGCAGCCCUCAAGCAGAUCAUCAGAAGAUGUUCGAGCUUCGGGAGGAAUAGUGAUACUAGUGAUCUUCCUAAUGAUGUACCAAGAGGCCACUUUGCAGUUUACGUUGGUGACAACCGGAGCAGGUAUAUUGUCCCGAUAUCAUGGCUGAAUCACGUCGAAUUCCAAGGCUUACUUGAAAGAGCUGCAGAGGAAUUCGGGUUCAAUCAUGAUAUGGGACUUACCAUUCCAUGCCAAGAAGAAGAUUUUCUCUAUGUCAUGUCCAUUAUUCAAUGAAGCCAAUGUCGUUCUAGCCCGCGGAAACCCAUUUAAUCUUCUUCUCAUUUUUUUGAUGGGUUAUGGGUUAGGUUAUAAGAUGAUUUGUAAUUUAUUCGUCAAUGAAUACUAUACUUAGAUGGGCA
Messenger RNA from Daucus carota subsp. sativus, 675 nucleotides. Its product is annotated as auxin-responsive protein SAUR50. The record is from RefSeq and is a predicted model, not a curated record. NCBI's taxonomy places the organism in Eukaryota, Viridiplantae, Streptophyta, Magnoliopsida, Apiales, Apiaceae. Bases 242 to 550 code for a protein of 102 amino acids. The transcript has a single exon. Gene Ontology annotation, biological process: response to auxin.